Molecule: messenger RNA, 315 nt
Organism: Wallemia ichthyophaga EXF-994
Lineage: Eukaryota; Fungi; Basidiomycota; Wallemiomycetes; Wallemiales; Wallemiaceae
Exons: 1
Coding region: 1-315 (104 amino acids)
Source: RefSeq, a predicted model, not a curated record
AUGAAAAAGCUACCAGCAUUCAAUGAGCUGCCUAGUCUUAUCGGUGCACAUAAGAAGCGUAUAGGCGAACUCGACCUGCAAAUAGCCGACGUCAAAGACUUCAACGAUCAAGUUUCUCAACAAGAGACGGCCAAAGUGGAAAAGGAGUUUAUCAAGUGGAAAAAGCUGUACAAGAAGCGCAUGAGGAAGUACAGUGACGUCCGCGAUGCCCUCUGCGGUGAAGAAGCCACCAAGGAAGACGUAACCAAGAUGGACGAAGAGCUGGGCUUGGAUGAGCUUGACGAUGACUGCAAGAUGCUGCUGGCGUUGAUGUGA